GUACCCAAGAGACUCAAGAAUUUUGUUUAUUAUGACAUAUAAAGGCUGAAACAUUUAAUGACAUCACAAACGAUAAACAACUUUCAGUGUGAUUUGCAAUAUUAUUGAAGAUAUUUUUUGGGGAUAAUAUUUAAAAAAGGAUUAUUUUGCAAAACAUUAAAAAAUCAGCAUUAUAACGCUGUUACAGGAGUCUAAUGGAAGAAAUGAGAAAUGAGUCCAAAAAUACUUUAUACCGGAAAACAUUAUCAUUCUGACAGGGAUGGUCACCUUAAACAGGAAAACGUUUACCUCAGACUGUACAAGUCAAAAGGAAAAGAAAAAGAAUAUUCAAUUAAAGUUGGACCAUUCAUACGAACCUUUAAGGAGGAGGAGUUCUGUUUCUUUGAACUAGAAGAGAUAGAAUUUAGUAUCCUGGAAGAGAAAUCCAAGAAAUCUAAACCUUUUGUUUGUCUGGGACAUAAGACAGAGGAAGAAGUGUAUGAAAACUUUGUGUGUUUGACGAUUGUUAUAUAUAAAGAUGAAAGUCCUGAUGGUUUGUUCCUGGGAUCAAACAGGAUUAAAUUGUUUGACAGAGUGGUGCCAGGGAAAAGUUCUCAGCUAAAAAAGUUAAACAUUAAACUUCAAAAAACAUUUGGUAAAGUGAUGAAGCAGUGGUUUAUGUACAGUGUAGAAAACAAUAACGAGCAGCCUGUCCGUGUUAUCUUAAGAAAGACAAACUUUUCUGUGUUGGAUAAUAAAUUAAAUGUUUUAAAUUACCAUCAGCUACGCAGUCUGGAAUUCAAAGAAAUUCUGGUUAAUCCAUUUUUGAGAUUAAUUAAUAUGAAGAUUGUAGAAAAAAGUCCCAGUGCAGAAAUUCAGCAUGUACAUUGUAUAAAUCUGAGAUCAUCCAUGUCUGGAGACGACAAGGGCUAUGAUUUCAGGACACAUCUUUGUCAUCAGCUACAAGAGAUCCAUCUACAAGAACAUAGUGUUGAAAUGACAAAUGAUCCGAGCCCAGAAGUGCUUAGAUGGCUGACAGAUCAAAAAACUCUAUCUGGUGGUAGUGAUCUUUCUGAAAUUUCAUCUUCUUGUAAUAUAGAGGGGUUAUCAUCAACAUGUGGUAUUCAUCUGCCACCACUGCCCUCUCCUCAUCACCAUCAAAAAAGUCAUGAAGCAGUGGAAAAUUCGGACGAUUCAAGUGAAGAUAACUUUGAGUUUGAUGAUGGGAAAGGAAGUUCUAUAUCAGAUAAAUCAUCAUCUUUCAAGGUUGAUUCAAAUUCUAUUACUGUUAGUGAUGAGGAAACCAUAAAUAGUGAAAUUUCAAAAACUAAUGGUCCCUUCACAGUAGGACAUACAACAUGGGACAACCCAAGUACAAUAUUACCCCCACCUACUCCUCAUGAUAGAACAAACAUUGGAGCAAUGGAGAAUUCAGAUGGGAAUACAUUGGUUAUUGUAAAUCAACGUGAUCCUGUUAAUCCUCCAACUUGUAAUUCACGACCUCCACAAGGUCAUUUGAUUAGGGCAGAAAGUGUGGAUGUUCUUUGUCCACACAAACAAAAUAACGAUUUGUGCAAUAAUGACCGACCAAAUAGAAAUAGUUGUUCAAGUGACGAUAGCGAAUAUCAAAGAAUUUAUUAUAAGAAUCUAGGCUGGGUAAGAUACUCAAAUAAUAGAGUGAGAAUUUUACAUCGUUUUCAUCGACAAAGACAUUUAGGAUUGAAUAUAACUGAUGUUGACUUUGAAGUUGUGAACAAACAUGAAAAGUGGUGGGAUAAUGAAUUUAAGAUGUGUGAAGAAGAUGACAUGUUCAUGAGAACUACCAGGAGUAAUGUAUGUCAAAAGACAGCAGUAUCAGAAACAGAAUACUGGAAUGGUGAUCUAUGCCUGACCGUACAGUUAUUGAUGGAAAGGAAAAGUCCCAAACUAUCAAUGGAUCUUGACCUGUCCUGGUCCCAGCUCUGUGCUGUAAUUAUACACCUCAGCUUAGACCAAAACCCUGCUUGUAUGAAGAAAGAUUGGAGAGACUUUGCUGAAAAGUUGGGUUUAAAGUGCAGAGACAUUGAAAUCAUACAGUAUUUUUGUUAUACACAAAGAGAAUGGCCUGCAAGAGUGGUUCUGUGUCAUUGGAAAUUGUUAUCAAGCAAAUACGAAAAUGCACGUGCAUUCAAUUUCUACAACUUACGAAAUUUUUUGAUGGAUCUUGGUCGUCAUGACAUUUUAAAAAUUGUGAAUUAUUCAGAAACAAACUGUUUUGAGAGAGUGUAUGAUGAUUGUUCUUCAAAUACAAAGUUGUGAAACUAGAAGAAAUAAUGAUCAUGAUGAAACAAGGUCUAAAAUGUGCUCAACUUUCAUUUUUAUUAUUAUGUCCCCUAUGUGAAUAAUGUUGUGAAGAGAGACAUCAGUGUUGCAUAUCAUUUAGCACUCGGAGUGUUAAGGUUUUUUGUGGAAAAUCAACAAAUACAUUGAAAAACAAAGGGGAGAUAAUUUGAUCACUUCAUUACAAAAUCAAAGGGGGAGAUAAUUUGAUCACUACAUUAACAAAACAUAGGGGGGAUAAUUUUAUCACUACAUUAAAAAAAAACAUAGGGGAGAUAAUUUGAUCACUACAAUAAAAAACAUAGGGGGGAUAAUUUGAUCACUACAUUAAAAAAACAAAGAAGAGAUAAUUCUCCAUUUUCAUCUUUUUUCAUAAUCAUUUAUUAGCCUUUAGAAACGAAGGUUACAAAUAGUCUGGAUUGAAGGAAAUUGCAAAGUAAACAUUGACCCGUGUAAAUCGUAGUAAUAACACUAAUUAACCCAUAUUCUCUAGAUCAUAUCAGUAGUAUACAAUGCUUUGCCGGGGGAUGUGAAUGAAUUCAAUACACUUACUGUGAAAGUACUUUUAUUCGUGGGGUACCAAUUUUCGUGGUUUUCGUGGAUGACUUUAUCCACGAAUUUUAGUGUCCAACGAAAUAAAACAAGCAUUGUCCAAAUCAAGACAUGGAAAGAUCCCCAUUGGUAGGUUAGACUACUGAUAUGAUCUAGAGAAUAUGGGUUAAUUAGUGUUAUUACUACGAUUUACAGGGGUCAAUGUUUACUUUGCAAUUUCCUUCAAUCCAGAAUAUUUGUAACCUUCGUUUCUAAAGGCUAAAGUCCAGUAAGAGGCCUUUUUGGCCUCAAAAUAUAGCAGUUUUACAAAAUUGAUAAAAUGUUACCUUUAAGUUAUUUAUUGAACAGUAGAGUGCUUCUGCUACAUAAAUAUGGCCUAUUUUUGACUAUACAAUGAACAUAUACAAGGUACUGGCACCUUAAAGACAUGCUAAAUUACUGAAUUCUUCAAAAUUCUAGCAUUUUAGUUAAUUUAUUGACGGUUUUCGUGUAAAAUGAAAGUGGCCGCCGCAUUCGUGUUAAUCCUUAAUAUUGAAAUGGAAGUUGUAUUGUAUGAUAAUACAUAUCAUAUAUAAAGAUUGAGGAUGAACACGGAUGCCACGUGGCCACUUUCAUUUUUGAUAAAAAUCAUCCGAAAAGUGACAUUUUUUGGCAUAUUUGGUUAAUUUUUCAUAUUUGAGCUUGAAUCGGAUCGUUUUUAAUGACGAAAUCAGUUCAAAUCUUUCACAUAAUCUAAUUGAUUCAUAUGAAAUAGACAUUUAAAAGUGUUUAAAAAGUGGUCAAAAUCUUUUGUCAGAUGAACUUGAAAUUUGGGGCCAAAAUCGGUCCUUACCGGACCUACUCCUUUUUUACUAAUUGAAAUGUGUAUUCCAAUUUGUUUGCUGGUAUUUAACCAUGCCUUCAAUUAAGUUACUUACAAGAGAAAACUUGUGGAACUGCCUCUUAUUGGUUAUGGGCUAGACAUAAGAAUUAGAGAACUUUGAAUUGUUUUAUUUUGUAAUUUAAGAAUUGUGGAAGAUGUGUAAAGUAAUUUUCAAUGGAGUUAUUUUUGAAUGAAAGUAAGUGGAAAAUGAGAGAGUGUCUGCUUUAUGAAUUUUAUCUGUAAAUUAAUUCUAAACAAAUGUAUGCAUGCUAUCCAAUGGAUAUUAAAAGAUGAAAGUAUUUUGAAUGGUUGUUUGAAAAUAUAUUUCUGUUAGAUAUUGUUGAUUUUGUAAAUAGCUAUUAACAAUGGUUGUAUUUAAGUUUUUCUUAUGAGAAAUAAAUAAAUUGUAUUCUUACUUGAGUAACUUGAAUAUAGUUUUGUUGUUGAUUUCUUAUUAUGAUAAUUGACAUUAAAAAAACAUGUCAAAUAAAUUUUGUGUU
Messenger RNA from Mytilus trossulus (common blue mussel), 4212 nucleotides. RefSeq lists its product as uncharacterized. The transcript has 9 exons. Gene Ontology annotation, biological process: signal transduction. The record is from RefSeq and is a predicted model, not a curated record. Lineage: Eukaryota; Metazoa; Mollusca; Bivalvia; Mytilida; Mytilidae. Gene Ontology annotation, molecular function: protein binding. Bases 211 to 2277 code for a protein of 688 amino acids.